AAAUUAGACCUCAGCAUUGGCCUUAACAAGGGUCACCCGACAACACCGAUCCCUAAAACUGUGCGCCCUUCGCAACGCAAGGGCAUUCAAUCGACGAAGACCAAAUUUGUGAGGUCCGUCAUCAGGGAGGUUGCUGGUUUCUCUGCAUACGAGAGGAGAGUGAUGGAGCUGCUCAGGAACUCAAAAGACAAAAAAGCUCGCAAGCUUACAAAGAAGAGACUGGGUACCCUCUUGCGCUCGAAGCGCAAACUCGAAGAGCUUGGAAACGUCAUUCAGGAAUCGAGAAGGGCAGCUCACUAG
Lentinula edodes (shiitake mushroom) is the source of this 300-nucleotide messenger RNA. Its product is annotated as ribosomal protein L36e. Gene Ontology annotation, molecular function: structural constituent of ribosome. Gene Ontology annotation, cellular component: ribosome; cytosolic large ribosomal subunit. The transcript has 3 exons. The annotation marks the transcript as partial. Gene Ontology annotation, biological process: cytoplasmic translation. NCBI's taxonomy places the organism in Eukaryota, Fungi, Basidiomycota, Agaricomycetes, Agaricales, Omphalotaceae. The record is from RefSeq and is a predicted model, not a curated record.